ACCUGGAGGGAGGCGGAGGAAUAUGUCUGAGAGGGAAGUGGCGACAGCGCCGGCGGGAACAGACAUGCCUGCAGCCAAGAAGCAGAAGCUGAGCAGCGACGAGAACAGCAACCCGGACCUCUCUGGAGACGAGAAUGAUGAUGCUGUCAGUAUAGAAAGUGGUACAAACACUGAACGCCCUGAUACACCUACAAACACACCAAAUGCACCUGGAAGGAAAAGUUGGGGAAAAGGGAAAUGGAAGUCGAAGAAAUGCAAAUAUUCUUUCAAAUGUGUAAAUAGUCUCAAGGAAGAUCAUAACCAACCAUUGUUUGGAGUUCAGUUUAACUGGCACAGUAAAGAAGGAGAUCCAUUAGUAUUUGCAACUGUUGGAAGCAACAGAGUUACCUUAUAUGAAUGUCAUUCACAAGGAGAAAUCCGGUUGCUGCAAUCUUAUGUGGAUGCUGAUGCUGAUGAAAACUUCUACACUUGUGCAUGGACCUAUGAUAGCAAUACAAGCCAUCCUCUGCUGGCUGUAGCUGGAUCCAGAGGCAUAAUUAGGAUAAUUAAUCCUAUAACAAUGCAGUGUAUAAAGCACUAUGUUGGCCAUGGAAAUGCUAUCAAUGAGCUGAAAUUCCACCCAAGAGAUCCAAAUCUUCUCCUGUCAGUAAGUAAAGAUCAUGCUUUACGAUUAUGGAAUAUCCAAACGGACACUCUGGUGGCAAUAUUUGGAGGCGUAGAAGGGCACAGAGAUGAAGUUCUAAGUGCUGAUUAUGAUCUUUUGGGUGAAAAAAUAAUGUCCUGUGGUAUGGAUCACUCUCUUAAACUUUGGAGGAUCAAUUCAAAGAGAAUGAUGAAUGCAAUUAAGGAAUCUUAUGAUUAUAACCCAAAUAAAACUAACAGGCCAUUUAUUUCUCAGAAAAUCCAUUUUCCUGAUUUUUCUACCAGAGACAUACAUAGGAAUUAUGUUGAUUGUGUGCGAUGGUUAGGCGAUUUGAUACUUUCUAAGAGUGGCCGUGCCAUUUUACAUUCCCACCAGCAAUGUAUGAGAGAUCCAGUUUCUCCGAAUCUUCGCCAGCAUUUGUCUUGUGAAAAUGCCAUUGUGUGCUGGAAACCGGGCAAAAUGGAAGAUGAUAUAGAUAAAAUUAAACCCAGUGAGUCUAAUGUGACUAUUCUUGGGCGAUUUGAUUACAGCCAAUGUGACAUUUGGUACAUGAGGUUUUCUAUGGAUUUCUGGCAAAAGAUGCUUGCACUGGGCAAUCAGGUUGGCAAACUGUAUGUUUGGGAUUUAGAAGUAGAAGAUCCUCAUAAAGCCAAAUGUACAACACUGACUCAUCAUAAAUGUGGCGCUGCUAUUCGACAAACCAGUUUUAGCAGGGAUAGCAGCAUUCUUAUAGCUGUCUGUGAUGAUGCCAGUAUUUGGCGCUGGGAUCGACUUCGAUAAAAUACUUUUGCAUAAUCAAAAUUAGAGUGUGUUGUCUGUGUAAAAUAGAAUUAAUGUAUCUUGCUAGUAAGGGCACAUAGAGCAUUUUAGAAUUGUCUUUCAGCAUUCAAUCAGGCUGAGCUGAAUGUAGUGAUGUUUACAUUGUUUACAUUCUUUGUACUGUCUUCCUGCUCAGACUCUACUGCUUUUAAUAAAAAUUUAUUUUUUUAAA
This is a messenger RNA of Lemur catta (Ring-tailed lemur), 1634 nucleotides long. RefSeq names its product embryonic ectoderm development (gene EED). Gene Ontology annotation, molecular function: protein binding; nucleosome binding. Gene Ontology annotation, cellular component: ESC/E(Z) complex. The transcript is spliced from 13 exons. Gene Ontology annotation, biological process: negative regulation of transcription by RNA polymerase II. The record is from RefSeq and is a predicted model, not a curated record. The coding region runs from base 23 to 1423 and encodes 466 amino acids. NCBI's taxonomy places the organism in Eukaryota, Metazoa, Chordata, Mammalia, Primates, Lemuridae.